AUGGCCAACAAUCGCCUUCGUCAAGUCCAAAAUCACCUCGAAGCCAAUGAUCCCGUGGCUGAUCCAAGUCGGAUCGAUGGCCAUGUCAUUAUCAUCACCGGCGCAGCUCAAGGAAUCGGCCGAUCAGCCGCAAUUCUUUUAGCACAAAAAGGAGCAAAAAUUGCCUUGAAUGAUCUAGAUGUGACCAAAGCCCAGGAAGUGGUGGAUGAGAUACGUGCUGCGGGUGGUGAAGCUGAAUGUUAUCCGGGAAAUGUACUCGACGAGGCCUUUCCACAACGGCUGGUUGAUGCGGUUCUUGCGAGAUGGAGAGUUAUUCACGGUCUUGUCAAUAAUGCUGGCUUCUGCCACGACAGCGCAAUCCACAAAAUGGACGAUGAAAAAUUUGACAUCAUCAUGAAGGUGCAUAAUUACACGCCUUUUCGGAUGAUCAGGGCAUUAUCGUCUCACUGGAUGGAUUCUGCCAGUAGACACAUCCCCAAGACGAUCGUCAAUGUAUCUUCAACGUCUGGUCUCCACGGCGCAAUGGGCCAGAUCAACUACUCAACCGCCAAAGCGGGGAUUGUGGGGUUAACCAAGACGGUUGCUUCAGAAUGGAGUCGAUACAACGUACGAGCAAACGCAGUGGCAUACGGCUGGAUUGACACGCGCAUUACUCGGCCACCAACACAAUCUGAAGUGCUCAACGUGGGCGGCCAAGAGAUCCGACCUGGCAUACCUCUCAAUGCGAAGAAAUGGAGGGAUGUGUCUGAUAUACCACUGGGACGACCGGGAUAUGCUUAUGAAGCAGCACGGGUGAUGCUCUUCCUGUCGAGUCCGCUUUCGUCGUAUGUUACAGGGACUUGCAUUGAGUGUACAGGUGGGAGGUUUAUGUGA
This is a messenger RNA of Aspergillus wentii DTO 134E9, 873 nucleotides long. Its product is annotated as SDR family NAD(P)-dependent oxidoreductase. Lineage: Eukaryota; Fungi; Ascomycota; Eurotiomycetes; Eurotiales; Aspergillaceae. The record is from RefSeq and is a predicted model, not a curated record. Gene Ontology annotation, molecular function: oxidoreductase activity, acting on the CH-OH group of donors, NAD or NADP as acceptor. The coding region runs from base 1 to 873 and encodes 290 amino acids. The transcript is spliced from 4 exons.